Brassica napus (rape) is the source of this 348-nucleotide messenger RNA. RefSeq lists its product as uncharacterized. The transcript has a single exon. Lineage: Eukaryota; Viridiplantae; Streptophyta; Magnoliopsida; Brassicales; Brassicaceae. Gene Ontology annotation, molecular function: RNA-DNA hybrid ribonuclease activity; nucleic acid binding. The coding region runs from base 1 to 348 and encodes 115 amino acids. The record is from RefSeq and is a predicted model, not a curated record.
AUGGGAGCAAGAAAUACAAAAGCGAGUCAGUCGCCACUACACUCAGAGAUAGAGGCUCUCAUAUGGGCAAUGGAAUGCAUAAGGAAUCUCAUACAGUUCUCUGUUACUUUUGCAACGGAUUGUUCUCAGUUGGUGAAGAUGGUUUCGGAACCAAAGGAGUGGCCAACCUUUGCAAGCUAUUUGGAAGACAUAACAAUCUUGAAGAGAAGUUUUAACAGCUCAGAGAUCAUUCACAUACCACGGAUGCAGAACUCAAAGGCGUACAGUCUCGCACGCAGUGCAAGGAAACAACCGUCGCUGGUCGUUCAUAUGGACGCGGAGCUACCAGUGUGGUUUGCAGAAUCUUAG